UUCACUUUGACUGACCUUUUAAACAGAAAGUGAAACGACUUGGCCGCCACAUACGCAGUAGUUAAACGCUUGCACACAAGACUAACAGGACCAUCCAAGCAUUCAAGAAAAACAGACAAGAUGAUCAAAUACGUCAAAGCUCAAGGCUCGUGCAUGUGCCGAAAAGAAGAUUCUACCGCUUCUGAUCCAGCAGAAGAAUCUAUUGUUAUUGACCUCGAUAAAAACGAGGCAAAAAUAGCUGAAAACGCGAGGGCCGCAGCUAAGGAGAUUCUAGAGGAUGCACUGGACAAAAAUAUGUAUGGCACAGACCAACCUAUCCAGUUUGGAUAUACUUGUGGCGACCUUGUUGACCCUUACAAGUUCUGUGCUAUACCCACAAAAGAUGUCAUAUCAAAUAUGUUAGGAAAAUUGGACAAAGUGAAAUUUAAGAAAGAAAUUGCGUCAUCGUGCGACUGUGAUUACGCCUAUGUUUUUCCUACUGAUAAAGAAUGUAUCGUGUACUUGUGUAAGCAGUUCUGGCAGGCUCCAACCAACCUCGAAAAGGAUUCACAGCCCGGGACCCUCAUCCACGAGGUGUCGCACUUCUUGGGAACAAAAGACAUCACUUAUGAGGGACUGUACGUCGAGGUCCAUGAAGUUAGUGAGAGGCUGUUUGGAAUAUCAAAUGUUAUAACUAUACGUGGAGCAGAAGCAACUCAACACGCUGCUAUCGAGGCAGGGCAGAUGAACGCCAACAGCCUUGAGUAUGAAUACGAGACUGUGCUGAAUCACGAAGGGUCAUAUUUAAAUGGAAGCUAUAAGUGUUGUGGUGAAACCAAAAGGAAUUCUGUUUGUCAAAGGCGAGACACAGGGCACUAUCAUUUACACAAGAAUUUCGGGCCUGAUGGUAAAAGAAAGUAACGGCUCCUGAACUCCGGCCGGGUCAAAGCAGUAUUUUAGUAACUGCAAUAAGACCCAUACCGAAAGAAUGGAAACAUCAUGCAACGGCAAGAAGACUAGAGCUGAUGACUGUAAUUUGAUGCUAUUUUAAAUGCAAUUGGAAAGUUUUAAAACGUUCUAUAUUCCAGCUUUAACUGAAUAAUUUGUAUAUCUUUUUACUGUUUAGUACUGAUUUUUUUGUUACAAAAAAUGUAUGCCCAAUUAAAACAUUUGAUUCCUUUUA
Acipenser ruthenus (sterlet) is the source of this 1162-nucleotide messenger RNA. RefSeq lists its product as uncharacterized. Bases 121 to 900 code for a protein of 259 amino acids. The record is from RefSeq and is a predicted model, not a curated record. The transcript is spliced from 2 exons. NCBI's taxonomy places the organism in Eukaryota, Metazoa, Chordata, Actinopteri, Acipenseriformes, Acipenseridae. Gene Ontology annotation, molecular function: metalloendopeptidase activity.